Ostrea edulis (European flat oyster) is the source of this 1594-nucleotide messenger RNA. RefSeq lists its product as uncharacterized. The coding region runs from base 10 to 1515 and encodes 501 amino acids. The record is from RefSeq and is a predicted model, not a curated record. Gene Ontology annotation, cellular component: extracellular region. NCBI's taxonomy places the organism in Eukaryota, Metazoa, Mollusca, Bivalvia, Ostreida, Ostreidae. The transcript has 9 exons.
UUAAUACUAAUGAUUUUCCGCAAUGUACUUCCGUUUUACUUUAAGUGGGCCGAAACUUUAUGUCAAAUUAACACAAACAAACAAAAAAAUCACCGAAUGUUUUCCACCAGCUACCGCGUUCAGGUCAGGCAGGCAGGGAUCACCAAUCAGAGAGGCGAUGCCCAACUUACCGAGGACGUGAUUCGACAACACAAUGUAUACAGACACAAACAUGGCGUCCAGCCUCUGAAACACGCUCCCGAUUUAUCGACGCAGGCACAGAGAUGGGCGGAGGUUCUAGCGCAAUCCAGCACCCUCAGACACAGCAACGCCUCGGUACGGGGGGAGGGAGUGGGAGAAAAUAUAGCCAUGAAGUGGUCUUCUGAUCCACAAGACUCGUAUACCGGCCAGGAGGCGACAGACCAGUGGUAUAGCGAGAUAAAGCUCUACCGGUUUGGCGUGGAACCCAGGAAUCUGUCGGCAGGACAUUUUACACAAUUAAUCUGGAAAGGAAGUCGGGAAAUCGGUAUCGGAAGAGCCCGUUCGAGAGAUGGCAGAAUCAUCAUCGUGGCUAACUAUAGGCCCGCUGGUAAUGUCGUCGGUAGAUUCCGAGACAACGUACUGGCGCCAGGUGACCAGAAAAGUCCACACCGAAUGACAGAACCCAUCAUCAAAAGGGAAACGAGUCCAUUGGCACAGGAUUUCAACAGAUUAACUGCUGGUAAAAACAGAAGUGGAAGAAUGGAAUCAAAAUCUACGAGAACCUUUACAGAAACCACCGGAAGUGGUGCCAAUAAGAUUACAAAAACUGUAGUGGAAGAGACCAUUAUCAAAGCUGACGGUUCAAAAGUAACCAAUCGGAAGGAAACCGUAACACACGGAGAACAGGGCGGGGCCACCGCUUCUGGACCACUGAUGAUAGAGAGAGGAAGGGAAAAAGAAAAAGAUAGUAAGAAGGAGAAAGGAGGCGGUGUGUCAGGGUUUUUCCAAGGACUUAAGGAUAAAAAGGAUAAAAAGAAGAGGGAUUCAUCCAGCUCCAGCUCGGGGUCAUCGCAAGAAAGAUCCAAGAAACCACAAUCCAUCAAACAGUUUAUUGAUGAAUGCGUAAAAGUCCACAACAAAUACAGAAAGAAGCACGGAGCUUCGUCUCUAAGCCACGCCAAGGAUCUGAGCGCAUUUGCUCAGAAUUGGGCGGAACAGUUAGUAUCAACCAAUGCCUUUAAGCACAGCGACUGUAUGCACAAAGGAGAACGACUGGGAGAGAAUAUCGCCUGCAAAUGGUCCUCAUCAGGGGGAGACUACUCCGGAAAAGAAGUCUGUGAUCAGUGGUACAGUGAAAUCAGUAAACACGACUUCAACAACGAACCAAGAUCCUUAGGCUCAGGACACUUUACACAAAUGGUUUGGAAAGGAAGUAAAGAAAUAGGAGUCGGAAAAGCCAAAACCUCUGGUGGGAAAGUCAUUGUAGUAGCCAGCUACCGUCCGGCAGGAAAUCUGGUGGGAUCGUUCCGGGAAAACGUCUCUCAGCCACACUAAUCUAUUUCUAAACACUUGCUAGAUAAUCAUGUAUUAUAACUGCUAUGUACAUAAAUCAAUAAAUUCAUAUCAUUCAAAA